Sturnus vulgaris (Common starling) is the source of this 731-nucleotide messenger RNA. It is a transcript of the gene CFAP141, whose product is annotated as cilia and flagella associated protein 141. NCBI's taxonomy places the organism in Eukaryota, Metazoa, Chordata, Aves, Passeriformes, Sturnidae. The record is from RefSeq and is a predicted model, not a curated record.
GCUACAAAGUAACCAGGAUGCCAUUAAUGGUAGCCAGGAUGCAGCCAUUACUGCUCUGGUAACUGAGAUACCGUGGCAGUACCUGGCACACAGUUACGGUAACCAGGAUGCCACCAUUACAGUAACUGAGAGGCUGUUACCGUAACCAGGGUGCCGGUUACUGCCCAGGUAUUCCAUUAACACCAAGGAAUUCCAUGAACACGUUGCAGGGUCCCUGUGGCACUGGCCAUGGCAGUACCAAACAGCCAGAGCUCCUCACUGCAGCGGGGGGUCAGACAGGGCAGGAGUUGGGAAGAUGGAAGCUGUCCUGGGAGCAGGGAGCACCCAAAGUGCUGGGCAUCAUCCCUUGGGGUGCUGCAGUGCCUCAUGGAGUCGCGGCUGAAGAAACGUGUGGAUUUGGAGCUGCACCUUGCAGGCAGAGAGCAGACUGUGAUCCGCCGAGAUGCCCUGUGCCGGCUUGUCCUGGAUGAGCACCUACAGCACCAGCAAGAGCUGCGCCAGCAGGGGAAAGCCUUCUAUGUGGAACGGCUCUGAGUGCUCAGCCCAGUGUGUGGCACUGGCCUGGCAUUGCCCAGCUCCUGACUGAGAGUAAAAUAUGUCGAGCAAGUCAGGCUGUAUCUGCUGCAUGUGAGGCAUGGGACAGCCCAGGGCAGCAGUGGGGGGAAGACAGCCCAGCACAAUUCCUGUGGCUGGGAUCCAGACAUGUCGCCUGCAACCCUGGGUGCCCUGAA